Molecule: messenger RNA, 3567 nt
Organism: Acomys russatus (golden spiny mouse)
Lineage: Eukaryota; Metazoa; Chordata; Mammalia; Rodentia; Muridae
Gene: Elavl4
Product: ELAV like RNA binding protein 4
Exons: 7
Coding region: 382-1539 (385 amino acids)
Cellular component (GO): ribonucleoprotein complex
Molecular function (GO): RNA binding
Source: RefSeq, a predicted model, not a curated record
CCUGGGUUUUGUGGGGCUUGGGGUGGAUGCAGCAGGGUUAGGAAUCUCUCCAUUUCUGUGCAGGAAAUGUAAACGUCAAGAGGCAGCUCCUGGAUGCCGAACGUUGAGAUGGGCAGUUGUGUUUCGGGGGACUGCGCGGUCCAAGCGGCAAAGAGAGUGAUUUAUUUGGGCUUCAGUAAACGCUGCAUCUUGUAUUUCAAAGAGUUUCCUGUCAUGACCUCAUAAAAAGAGGAGGCGGCUUGUAUGUGUAGCGGUGCCUGGCGUGUUGAGUUGUUGCUUCCUUCUCUGGGCAGCAGGUCUGUAAGAAGGGAAUGUCAGCUUUUACAUAACGCUCCUUUCUGCUUUUGACACACUGUGUGAGGGUCCAUCUUCUGAUCACAGAUGGAGUGGAAUGGCUUGAAGAUGAUAAUUAGCACCAUGGAGCCUCAGGUGUCAAAUGGACCAACAUCCAAUACAAGCAAUGGACCCUCCAGCAACAACAGAAACUGUCCUUCUCCCAUGCAGACGGGCGCAGCCACCGACGACAGCAAAACUAACCUCAUUGUCAACUACUUACCCCAGAAUAUGACCCAGGAGGAAUUCAGGAGUCUCUUUGGGAGCAUUGGUGAAAUAGAAUCCUGCAAACUCGUGAGAGACAAAAUUACAGGACAGAGUUUAGGGUAUGGAUUUGUUAACUAUAUUGAUCCAAAGGAUGCAGAGAAGGCCAUCAACACUUUAAAUGGACUCAGACUGCAGACCAAAACCAUAAAGGUGUCCUAUGCCCGUCCAAGCUCGGCCUCAAUCAGGGAUGCUAACCUGUAUGUCAGCGGCCUUCCCAAGACCAUGACCCAGAAGGAGCUGGAGCAGCUUUUCUCGCAAUACGGUCGCAUCAUCACCUCACGUAUCCUGGUUGAUCAAGUCACAGGAGUUUCCAGAGGGGUGGGAUUCAUCCGCUUUGAUAAGAGGAUUGAGGCAGAAGAAGCCAUCAAAGGGCUGAACGGCCAGAAGCCCAGCGGUGCUACAGAACCGAUUACUGUGAAGUUUGCUAACAACCCCAGCCAGAAGUCCAGCCAGGCCCUGCUCUCCCAGCUCUACCAGUCCCCCAACAGGCGCUACCCUGGCCCUCUCCACCACCAGGCUCAAAGGUUCAGGCUGGACAAUUUGCUUAAUAUGGCCUAUGGCGUAAAGAGACUGAUGUCUGGACCAGUCCCCCCUUCUGCUUGUCCCCCCAGGUUCUCCCCAAUCACGAUUGACGGGAUGACAAGUCUUGUGGGAAUGAACAUCCCUGGUCACACAGGGACAGGCUGGUGCAUCUUCGUCUAUAACCUGUCCCCUGAUUCUGAUGAGAGUGUCCUCUGGCAGCUCUUUGGCCCCUUUGGCGCAGUGAACAACGUCAAGGUCAUCCGCGACUUCAACACCAACAAGUGCAAGGGAUUCGGCUUUGUCACCAUGACCAACUACGAUGAGGCAGCCAUGGCCAUCGCCAGCCUCAAUGGUUAUCGCCUGGGAGACAGAGUGUUGCAAGUUUCCUUUAAAACCAACAAAGCCCACAAGUCCUGAAUUUCUCACCCAUACUUAUUAAAAUAUAUAUAUAAAUAUAUACGAACAAAACAUGCGCGCACACACAUACACAAAAGAGAGAGACAAACUUUCCAAGGCUUAUAUUCAACCAUGGACUUUAUAAGCCCGUGUUGCCUAAGUAUUAAAACAUUGGAUUAUCCUGAGGUGUACCAGGAAAGGAUUUUAUAAUGCUUAGAAAAAAAAAAGAAAAAAAAACAAAAAAAAAUACCUUUGAUGCAUUGAAUGUUCUUUCAUAGCUGUCGUUGUUGAAUAUAAUAUACAUAGAUAGCAAUGUGCAGGGAUUUUUACCCAGCCAGCUAACUUUACUACCUUCCUUGAAGGUGGGUCUUUUUAAGAUGACCAUUCGCUCAUUUGAAGAAGAAAAACAAAAAACACAAAAAAAUAAUAAACAAUUUUUACAAAGUAAUGGGAUUCAAAGGAAGAAAAAAAAAGAUUUUUCUUUUUUGUCAAAAUGUUGAUCCAAUCAGAUUGGUUAGAAACCCCCCACACAAAUUAAAGAGGAAUAAUAAAAAUUGCAAAAAUGAAAAAAAAAACUUUUGCAAAUUUUUUUAUUUUUCCUUUUUUCUUUUAUAUCAUGUGAACUAAACCAGUCUUCUGUUAGGGGAUGGGGAAAGGGGGUACCUGAUGACAUUAACAAUUUAAUAACUAACAUUAACAUUGUUGCCAAAGAGGUGGUCUCUUUGCUGAAAAUGGGUUUCAAGAAAAAUCUAUUUUUAUAAAAUAUAAAGAAUUUUUACAAGAGAAUCUGGAUUUGAGAAAAAAAAUAUUUUGACUGGCUAAUUUAGGGGAAAUUGACAACUUUGUCGCGUUCAUACUGCACUGGUAACUUUUUAGAGGUCAAGAUGUGUGUUUUAAACUGGAUUCGUAGACUGUUUUUUGAAGGAUGGGCUAUAAACAGAUGAUCUUCAUAUCUUUUCAUAGCAUGUAAUAAUAAUAAAAAAUAUUAAUUGCUAGGGGAAAGGAGUGUUCAUUCUACCCAGGGUACCACAGUUCCCCACAGUCAAAACCCAAAAGCAAGGAGAUGAGUUGAAAGACAGUUUUUCUUUAAGUCAUCAGUAUGGGAUGUCAGCAGAACAAAAAAUUUAAAAGAUUCAUUUUCCUUUAAACCUAAAACUUCCUUAGUUUGAGCAGUAGGUGCUACAAAAUUAUUUACAUAUCUUAGUGUCAUAGUUAAAUGUAAACGUGUUUAGGAGAAGAAAAAAAAAACACAUUUGCUUUACAUUCAUUAAACAAUUUUCGAAUUCACUUUGUAGCCCAUGCUGAUAAAAUUGGGCUGUGUGGGUACAUUUGAAACACUGUUUAUGUUGCUUGAAACACUUAUUUAUUUAAUUGCAGAUGUGAUGAUGCCUAUGGCCAAGAUCAAAUAUAGCUAGAUUGGCUAGACUACUUGUUUGUUUACUUAAACUUUGGGAAGAAGCAUAUUAUUGUGUCAUUCUGUUGUGUGUGUAUGUGUAUAUAUAAUAUAAAUAUAUAUAUAAAGUUAUUUUUUUCUUUGGUUAAUUUAUUAUAAGUUGUAACACUUGGCUAGUUUUGUUUGUAUAUGUCUUAAAAAUGUUUUCUUAUGAUAUUUAAGUGACAGUUAAAGAGGUAUCAAGGUAACUUGUGUAGAGCUAUCGUUUGAUAUAUUGUCAUGUUUGUUGUGAAUAUUUUUUCUUACUGCACAGUAGAAAAAAAAAUUUAAAACUGGGUCUUUAUUUUAAUGUAAUUCAGAUUGAGGAAAACUAAACAGAGCUAAGGGAACAAAACGACUGUGGGAGCACGCUCCCACGUCCAGUGCACUGAUCAUUUUAGUACGUUUGUGCUUUGUAUGGUUAUAUACUUAAAACAAAAAUGAAACAAAAAAAAAUCCAAGAGUCCAUGCUCUUCCCUGGGUAAUAGAAACAGUUACUCGCUAUGCAUAAUCUAGUUGAUAGUAAAAUUUGCUAUUGCUUUUCUUGUCUUGUUACAUAAAAUCUUUUCAAUACAAGUUUAGUCUUAAUGGUAAUAAAACGUUAUGGUUAUUUAUAA